Messenger RNA from Trematomus bernacchii (emerald rockcod), 6072 nucleotides. It is a transcript of the gene zcchc14, whose product is annotated as zinc finger, CCHC domain containing 14. The record is from RefSeq and is a predicted model, not a curated record. Lineage: Eukaryota; Metazoa; Chordata; Actinopteri; Perciformes; Nototheniidae. Gene Ontology annotation, molecular function: zinc ion binding; nucleic acid binding.
CCUAGAUUUCAAGACUCAUGGCAGAAUGCAGGGAGCGUAGAACAACUUGUUGCACUAAACUCAUUCAUGGACUUAAAGUUUAAUUUGUGAGUUUUGUGUUUUCUCUGCAGCGGCGUUUCAUGAGGUAAUGUAUCGGUAGGCUAUAAUGUUAAUUCCAGUGGCAGCAUUAGCUUCAAGCCACGCUAGUUUUGUUUUUAAACUUUAACCUAGCAUAGUCUUGCUAGCGGAUUGUCAGCCGACUGCUCCUCGCACAAAUUGUGGAAAAACCAUGAGGACGGAGGAGCAACUUUACAUGGAGGGAGAGCGGGGCGGCUCAUGCGUCUCCUUCAAUGGGGCGGUGUGUUUUGAAGUGUCUCUGUAGUCCGCUGUCAAGGGGGGCAGCGGUCCGACCGGCGGGGAGGGACACGGCGGAGCGACUGCUCCCGGCUGCCGUGCUGAAAACUGAACACAAACCAGACUACUUUGUCUUGAUAAGAGGGGAUUUACAGAGAUUAUGGUUUGGAAAGGCCUGCUGCUCGCUCGCCGCAAACAAAGGGAAUAACGUGCAUGUCAUUGCUGUGGUUGCAGUGAUUGGAAACAAACAUACAGUGAACAGUGAGCGACGGAGUCAAUAACUUGAAGUUUGACUUAUUAGCUCUGACUGUAUGGCCACAGAGUAGUGCUGCCCACGCGCGCCAGCGCAACUUCAAACGCACACUGUUCACACGCACGCGCCCUCUUUGUUGUGAAGUUUUCUCUCCGUUGAAAGUUUGACUUUUUAAUUCCAGUUAUUGUCUGUUUGAGUGGAUGUAUGAGUAUGGUGGAGAGUCGGAGUUGUGUCCAGAGGGAGGGGGUGUACCGCUGGUUUAGCUCCCUCACAUCAGCCGAGAGAGCCGAGUUCCUGUGCGGCCUCCUGGACCUCUGCGUCCCCAUCGAGCUCCGCUUCCUCGGCUCCUGUCUGGAGGACUUGGCCCGCAAGGACUAUCACUCCCUCCGGGAUGCAGAGAUCAAAGCCAACAACCCCACCGACCUCUCGGGCCUUACCAACAUCACGGACGAGGUGGUGCGGAGCAAGCUGCUGGUGUCCCUCGCCCUGCUCGGCUCUGACAACAGGGAGGCUGCGGGGGUCCUGUACCGGACCCUGACUCACAUAGACUCGGUGAUCAAUAACUACGGGUUGGCCCUGAACGACGGGAGGACUGAGGAGCAGUUUCUGUUACUGUUCACCAUGGCCUCUCACCACCCUGCCUUCAGCUUCCACCAGAAGCAGGUGCUGAGGCAGCAGCUCGGCCACAUCCAGGACAUCCUGCAGGUGAGCAGUGGAGGAGGAGGAGAGGCUCAGGAAGCUGCUGGGGAUCGAGCUGCCGCUUGUCACCCUCAGCCUCAUCACCCCCUCCUCCAUCUGACGGCCCCCCUGCCCCCGGCCCCCCUGCCCCCCGCUGCCUCCCCCCUGCCCGAUGCCAGCGCUGCCUCCCUGCCUCUGUCGGCCUGCCCCCCCUGCCACACACACUGCAGCUGCUGGCACAAGAGCCGGACCAGAGAAGCCGGCACAGUCUCAGGGGUCACCACGGGACAACGAGACCAACCUGUCAGCCAGGAGCUCAACCCUCCUCGCCCAGACCUCCCUCCCCCUCCUCCUCCUCCUCCCCCACCACCACCACUUCCUCCCCAUCUGCCUCCUCUACCUGCUGGACAGGGCAAGGAUGCAACAGCUCCAACCAAUAACCACCGGGGACAAGAACGAAAAGUGGUGAUAGAGAAGGUGGUGCUGAGAGCAGUGACACACACAUCUGAGGAGCUGAGUGAAUACGUGUAUGAGACCAGCUGGUCGGACGAUUUAGUUUCAUCCGUCAUCAGAACCCAGCAGGAGGUGACAGAGCUGCUGAGCCAGCUCUCAAAAGCAUUUCCCGAUGACGGAGUGGAGAACUUCCUUCCUAAGUCCAAAGAGCUGGAAACCAGGUGUCUCACAGCGCUGCCCUGCCAUGUCCUCCAGCACCACAGCGUCCAGCAGUUCUUCACCUCCACCCGGCCUCUCUCUCCCAACGGUCCUGCCCCUCUUCCUCAUGCCCUCCCUCCUCUACCUUCCUGCCUUCCUACGGCUCCUAUUGCCCCCACCUGCCCGUUCGCCUCCAGCUCUAAUCUCGACUGUAUGGUUCAGUACAGAGGAUCCAACAGGGCGGUGUACAGAGUGGCCAGCGUCCAGCCCGUCGUCAGCACCCACAGCUCCGUGUUGACUCGCCCCUCUCCUCACCUCUCCUCCCUCCCUCCUCCCCUUCCUCCCGCCAUUCCACCCCCUCAGCUGUCCUCCCUCGCUCCCCCUGUGCCAGCACUUCCCUCACAGUGCCCCAUGACCGGUGGAGGCGAUCCCUCCUCACCCCCACAUCCCCAGCACAGUCUGUCACACCCGUUCUCUCCUCACCACCUCCACCCACAGAGCAGCAGUCAGUCCAGCGCUCAGUCCCAUCAGCCGUCCCAUUCCCUGCCAGCGUCCCACUCACAUUCCCUCCCGUACCCCCAGUCCCACUCCCUGUCUCGCUCCCUGUCCCACCCACUGCCCCUGUCCCUGUCCCUGUCCCUGCCCAGCACCGCAGAGCAGAACGGCAUCCUGGACUGGCUCCGCAGGCUCCGGCUCCAUAAAUAUUACCCUGUGUUCAAACAGCUCACCAUGGAGGAGUUUUUAGCGCUGACGGAGAACGACCUGAACAUGUACGACCUCACCCAAGGAGCGAAGAAAAAACUCAAGACCCAACUGGAGCUACAAAAGACUCAACUGGAGAUACAAAAGGAAAUUAAGCUGGAGAAGCGUCCUUGCAGCGGCAUCGCCAGAGUGACGCCUUCCAGUCACAUGGGACCCUUGACUCAUCCCAUCUCCCCUGCAGGAGAGCUGCGGGUGGAGGUGGACGCUGUACCGCACCAUCAUCCCGUCUCAACAGACAGCAGCUCGUCCUCAGGCUACUCUAGCUCUUCCUGCUCCCCCCGAACACCACUCUACUGUGACUCCUCCUUCGACAGGACCAGAGACAUUCACAGGCGAGUGUUGGGCCCAGAGGCAGCAGGUGGGGGUCCAGAGAAGGAGCGCUCCUGUCUCUUCAUCCUGAACUCCAGCGGCCCCCCAGGCUCCAGUCGCCCCACAGCCCAGGUCCUUCCCGUCCAGACAGACCCUGCUCAUCUACACCCACCCUCCUGCUCCUCCCACCCCGCCCUCUGCCCCCUGCAGUCUCCUUACCACCCACAGGCCAGUUUCCCCCCGCCCCUGCUCUCCUCUGUCUCAAACCCGGCUCGCAUCCUGAGCUCGCCUCGUAAGCCCCGCCCCCCUCCACUAUGCUCCGAUGAAAGGACUAAACCUCUGGGCCUGCCUGUGUCUGCUGCAGGCUUCGGUGGGGGGGUCAGUGUGGGGAGGGGAAUGAGGCUGGAGAGUUUGUUCCCUGGGCUGAACAUGGACGGCUCCUCCACCCUCCAGAACUCGCUGUGCCAGGGCCUGGGGGGGGAUUCCCUGGGUCUGAUGGUGGAAACCAGCGCGGCUCUGACCUCCACCUCCAACAGCCUCCACCACGUGUCCCACCCCCCUCUGCACUUCCACCUCUCCUCCUCUACACCCCCCUCUCCGUCUGGAUACUACUCCUACCCCCCUACUUCCUUCUCCUCGUCCUGUUCCUCUGCAAAGUCUGGCAUCUCUAGUAGCGGCUGUGGCAUUGUUCCCAUGGCAACCGCAAGCAGUGUGCCAGUAGCUGCAGUGCCCGGCAACACUUACUUUCCAUCCCAGUCUACCUGUAGCCCCUCCCCUUCCCCCUCCUCUGCGUCUUCAUUGGAUCAGAACUCAGGCCACACCCCUUCCAUGUGCGUCUGCAGCUCCUGCGGUUGUCGGGGGAACUGCGGCGCCUACGGGGCAUUGCCCGGAUACGCAGCGGCCGGGUACCUCCAGCCGUUCUCCGCGGGCCCCUCGCUCUUCACCCUGGGGCCCCUGCUUCACCUCAGCCCCCUCAUAGCCUCGCCCAGCGCCUCCGUCAGUGGGGGUACAGCAUUCUCCUACCCGAUGAUGGUGCCCCCCCCACUCUACCACCACAGCCCCCUGUCACAGGACCAGCAGCAGGGCUAUGGCUUCUACCAGCCCCAUGUCAUUGUUGGAGGCCAGAAACGGGCAGCAGGGAACAUGUCGUGUUAUAACUGCGGCGCCAACGGACACAGAGCGGAGGAGUGCAAGCAGCCGGCCAUGGACUCCGCCCUGCAGGGCUCAUUUCGACUGAAGUACACUCCUCACUCUGACAGUAAGGACUCGGGGGACUAAGCAGCAGAAACAUCAUUCUCCUGACACAACCGUACCUCAUGUUCCUGCUGAAGCCCGGAGACAUUCGGAUGGCAGCCCGCCUCUGGGGAAAAGGAGGCAACACAGCUGUCUUUUGUAAUCCUUUUACAGCAGCUUACAAAGAGAUAAAUAGAAGAACGGAAGAGGAAAAGAUAGAUGUGAAUUGUCCUAUUAGCUUUCAAAAAGCCCGGAGAUUUUUAGAACCUCUGCCCUGCCUUAUAUCAGAGAUGUAGCUGGAACGUACAGUAUGCAUCCCAAAUCUGCUUCCCAGAUAAAUAACUUAGCAUUUAUAGUCUUUGAGAUGGUUGAAAAACAACAAAGACACAGCACUCAGUAUCCAAAGAACUCUCUGGGUCAGGUGACUCUUUCCUUGUCUCAAAGCGUGCUCUUAUUGUGAAGGACUGGAUACCAGCUCCAGUGAUACUUUUGAAAAUGGUUCUUGUGUAUAGUAUGUCUGGUGAUCGGGUUUAGCGCCAGUUGCCUGUAGACGGCAUGAGGCUGUGUACAGAUGUACUCGUGUUUAUUUAAUACUGUUUUCGCAGCUAGAAAUCAACACACUUAUGCAAUACGUGCGCAAAGCGUAGGCAAUCAAAGUCCGACUUUAGAACACAACCGCAUAUUCAAUUCAACAAAGGGAAGUUCGACUGCCACACACAACACAUUGUUUUCUGUUGUUGUUUUUGUUCCUUUUGAGUAAUGCAUUAUAUUUGUUGGAAGCAUUUCAAACUACUAUGAUUGUCAAGAGGCUUUCAGCUGUAUCAACUUCUUGCUCAUCUUUGUUGGACAGAACCAAAAAAGAGAAAAAAUAAGAGUCACUUUAAAGGUACCCUGAGGCACUUUUUACUACUUGUUGCACUACGGAGUAAUGUCUUGAUGAGCAUGUUGGUGGUAAACAUGGACGUUUACAAUGCAGGAAGAAGUACGUAUUGGGUCAAACAUAUGGACAUGGAGGACAGGUUACAGAAGCCCUCCUGCAGCUGAGGGAUCACAGGUUGGUUGUACCAGCUGCCAUUUCUAUGAAAAGCUUUCUCCAGGGCCUGGGGCGGACUCCAUCAGCUGGGGGCGAUCCGCAGCUCUCUGCCUCUGAGCUCACCUCAGAGCAAACUCGUCUCCAGUGCCAAAUACUCAUCCUCUUGACAAUCACAAUGCACACUGAGUAUUUUCAGUAGAGUACUUCAUUGUUGGACAUUUCAGAAGGUGACAAUUUGUUUUCAUUUCAGUUUGAUGAUGUUUUAUUUGACAUGUUGUUGUAAGAAAAUGAAUGUUGAGUGUCCCGGAUGUUAAAUCUUAAACUUGUUCUCACUCCAGGAGAGGUGGAGCAGACUCUUUUUAUGCAAAAGUCAAUCCAGGACAGGUCAGUCAGAAGAUGUUUCACAGCGUGUUCAGGUCUCUGACUGACGAGGAUCUGGGCAGGACCCAGAGUUAAAGACACGAGGACGGCUGGUCCUUCAGAUGAAGCUCCUUCUGUGUCCCUGGAGGACGCAGAGCAGGGGUGUUUAUUUAAAAUAUUAAAUACUGAACAUUCAGUAUGUAUAACAACUUCUGUCUGUUUUAAAAAACAUUUUUUUAUAAUGUAACAUUAUGGUCGCUUUUUCGCAGAAGUAGGGGGCUUAGAAUCAACUAGUACACUUUUGUCCAGUGUAAAUGAAUAUACCAAAGAGUGCUUUCAGGUUUUUAUGUAACACAGUUCCAUUUGUUGCUGUUCUUUAUGGGAUUAGUUUUGUAUCAUAAAGAUAAAGCAACACUUUCUCAGAAUAAAGCAAAACUAUGAGUUUAAAAGAAAAAAAAAA